GUUUCUGCCCUACAAAGCAGACGCCUGGUUUCUUGCAGAAGACCCCUAAACACAACCAAUAGUACAGAGAAGUUUCUCCAUAUAAGCUAAUUGCCCCACAUUUCAGAGGCGGAAGGGUUCUAGACGCUGGCGAGCGAGAGAGAUAGAGGGCGAGAGCGCUCGCGCGCGCGCAAUGGAGGCGUCUUCCGCCGUGAAGCGGCCCCUCGAGGUCUCCUCCAGCGACCCCAACAGCCCCUUCCCCUCCCCUUCCUCCGCCGCCGCGGCCUCCAAGCGCCGCCCCCCGCACUCGCCCGCUGCCCCCUUCCGGGCCCUCUCGCCGCGGCUGAAGUCCUCCCCCAACGAAACCCUCUUCCGCAUCCUCUGUCCCGCCGAUCGGACCGGCGGGGUCAUCGGCAAGGGCGGUUCCAUCGUCCGUCAGUUCCGCGAGGAGACCGGCGCUAAGAUCCGAAUCGAGGACCCCGUCCCGGGCUCCGAGGACCGCGUCAUUACCAUCAUCGCCGAGGCGCCGCCGAAGAAGCGGCGGGAGGAUGGCGGAGGGAACGGCGGCGAGGCGGCUGAGGACGAUCCCUCCCCGGCCCAGCGGGCCCUUGUUAGGGUUUUCGAGAGGAUGCUUAGGGUAGAGAGUGAGAGGGUUGGGGAAGGAAAUGGAGGAGGAGGAGGAGAAGGAGGAGGGGAGGAGAAGGAGAUACAGGGGCAGGUGGUGUGCAAGCUUCUGGCGCCCAGCAGCCAAGUGGGGUGUAUUCUUGGGAAAGGAGGAAAGAUCGUUGAGAAAAUCAGACAAGAGAGCGGAGCUCAGAUUAGAAUUUUUGGGAAGGAUCAGGUGCCACUGUGUGCUGUUGCUGGGGACGAGCUGAUCCAUAUAUCUGGGAGUUUCUCUGCUGUAAAGAAAGCACUGCUAUCUGUUUCGAGGUGUCUGCAGGAUAACCCUAGAACAGAGUCAACUAACUUUACCAUUCCGAAGCCAUUUGGACCAACCAGUCAUGGAGCUGGUCCCCCUACAAUGAUGGAUCCUUAUGCUCAAAGAAGCUUAUUGCCUAAUCAGCAUGUCCCAGAUUAUCAUUCCAGAGGAUAUUCAUCAAAUCCAGGAAUGGACAAUUUUGUGCCUGGACAUAGAAAGGUUCUAGAAGAGGAUGUUAUGUUCAGAAUAUUAUGCUCCAAUGACAAAGUUGGUAGCAUCAUUGGGAAAGCUGGUGUAAUUAUUCGGGGCUUGCAAAGUGAAACUGGUGCAACAAUCAAGAUUGUUGACCCCAUUCCAGAUUCAGAUGAAAAGGUUAUUGUGAUAUCUGCACGUGAGACUUCAGAAUUAAGACAUUCUCCAGCACAAGAUGCUGUCCUUCGUGUCCAUUCUAGACUUGCAGAGGCAGGAUUUGAUAAAAGCUCUGCCAUUUCUGCAAGGCUUCUAGUUCCUGCACAGCAGAUUGGUUGUCUGUUGGGAAAAGGUGGCACCAUUAUUGCUGAAAUGAGAAGGGCUACUGGGGCCAGUAUCCGGAUUUUUUUAAAGGAACAAGUUCCAAAAUGUGCUCAACCAAAUGAUGAGCUUGUCCAAGUGACUGGGAGUUUUCAAUCUGUUCAGGAUGCAUUGCUUCAUAUCACGAGCAGGAUUCGAGAGACAAUCUUUCCAAUGAAAACUUUUCCAAGUGCUGGCAUGACUCAGUAUACAUCUGCAGCAUCUGAAAUCCCUCCUUUCCCGAGACCAAUACAUGAGCCAACCCCUCCUGGACGUUACUCUACAGUUGGAGUAUUUCACGGUGCUGAUGCUUCUAUCGGUCUCUCCAAAAUCCAAGAUCGGCCGCCUCCUCUCUCGCAUGGUGUUGAUCGUCUUGCGGUUGAUCGCAUUCCCAUGUCUUAUGGCCCUGACACUACAGGACCUCGUCCGGCUGUUGAUCAUCCUUCACCAAGGUUAUGGGCUCCUGAGGUAAUGAGCACUAAAACCCCAAGAGGUACUCCUGAUGUGGGAACUGGUUUCAGAAGUGGAGGGAUGGGAAGUGGAGGUCAGACACCUGUAGCGACAAGCAAUACAGUUGAACCUCUAGAAACAAGCAGAAAGGUUGAACAUAUUAUUCCUCAAAAGGAUCUGACAUAUGUUUACGGAGAGAACAACAGCAACCUUGCUGAGAUUAGACAGAUAUCGGGUGCUCAGUUCACGAUUCAUGAUGCAGUGCCUGGGGCGACUGCAGGAAGGGUCGUUAUAUCUGGAACCCCUCAGCAGGUGAAAAUGGGCCAAAGUCUUAUGCAUGCUUUUAUCAUGUGGGGACGUUAUAUCAAGGAUGCUUGAUCAGAUGAAAUGGAUCAGACCGUUCUCCAUGCUUUCAUCCUUUGGGAUCAGCUGGGAAUUGCUUCUGCCACUAGAUCCUUGCUGUGAAGCUGUUCUUUGCCUCUUCUCAUCGAGCAGGAAAAGGAGGUGGUAUGUGGCUGAUGCAUCACUCAGGCUUUUCUUUAGCCGCACUCUUUAUUUUGGCAGAAUGUAAAAGCAUAUGCAAAGGAACUUUGUGUUCUUUAGGCACCAUAUAUAAUCUAUGGUAGCUUAGAAAGAUGUACAUGAAUGUUAGUUUCUGCUAGUUAAUCAGCAUUAUAACAUAUUGUGUCAAUAGAUUCAGUUAUCCUUUUUUUUUUUUCUGAGUACUUGUUCUUGGCAUUGUUAAUUCCAUCAAGCGCAACCUUAAAUAAUAUUUGGAAAACUCACAUGGGUUGAAACAA
This is a messenger RNA of Elaeis guineensis (African oil palm), 2697 nucleotides long. Its product is annotated as KH domain-containing protein HEN4. The record is from RefSeq and is a predicted model, not a curated record. Lineage: Eukaryota; Viridiplantae; Streptophyta; Magnoliopsida; Arecales; Arecaceae. Gene Ontology annotation, molecular function: RNA binding.